UGAAGCGGCCAACACUGUACAGUACAACAGCAGUGUGAAGAUGGCGGAGGGUGAAUUGAACGUGGAUAGCCUCAUCUCUCGGCUGUUGGAAGUGCGGGGAUGUCGCCCGGGGAAGAUAGUCCAGAUGACAGAGGCGGAGGUGCGGGGUCUUUGCAUCAAAUCCAGGGAGAUCUUCCUCAGCCAACCCAUCCUGCUGGAACUGGAAGCGCCCCUGAAGAUCUGUGGUGAUAUUCAUGGGCAGUACACAGACCUAUUGAGGCUGUUUGAAUAUGGUGGCUUCCCUCCAGAGGCAAAUUACCUUUUCCUGGGUGAUUAUGUGGACAGAGGGAAACAAUCCCUGGAAACCAUUUGCCUUCUGCUUGCCUACAAGAUCAAAUACCCAGAGAACUUUUUCCUGCUCAGGGGCAACCAUGAGUGUGCUUCCAUCAACCGCAUCUAUGGGUUCUACGACGAGUGCAAGCGCAGGUUCAACAUCAAGUUGUGGAAGACUUUCACUGACUGCUUUAACUGCCUCCCCAUUGCUGCUAUUAUUGAUGAGAAAAUCUUCUGCUGCCAUGGAGGGCUGUCACCGGACUUGCAGUCGAUGGAGCAAAUCCGCAGGAUCAUGAGGCCCACAGACGUGCCCGACACAGGUCUGCUGUGUGACCUGUUGUGGUCAGAUCCAGACAAGGAUGUACAAGGCUGGGGAGAGAACGACCGCGGGGUCUCCUUCACCUUCGGAGCAGAUGUGGUCAGUAAGUUCCUAAACCGGCAUGACCUGGACCUCAUCUGCAGAGCCCACCAGGUUGUGGAGGAUGGAUACGAGUUCUUUGCCAAACGCCAACUGGUCACACUUUUCUCUGCUCCAAACUACUGCGGGGAGUUUGAUAACGCAGGCGGCAUGAUGAGUGUUGAUGAAUCCCUCAUGUGCUCCUUCCAGAUCCUAAAGCCCUCAGAGAAGAAGGCCAAGUAUCAGUACGGUGGUGUAAAUUCUGGCCGGCCCGUCACCCCACCCCGCACCACCCAAGCACCCAAGAAGAGGUGAACAUACAACCGUGGCUCUCCCUCCUCCUUCUCACCUCAUACAACCCCCGUCUGCCAUCAUGGCACCCCUCUGUAACUCCCCUGUAUAGUGAAGAUACAGGGCUUAUCUAAUUGCCCGAAUCUUUUUUUCUCCUCCUUCCUCCUUCCCCACUCAACCAACCCCUCGUCAACUCCACUGACAGCUCUUUUCUUAAUGUGUACGUGUACAUAAAUUUGCUGUGACCAAUCUUUUUCUCUUUUUUUGCCUGUUUGUUGGUAUUUUUGAUAUUAUUAACAAAUAAUCUUUUUUGGUGGUUUUAUUUCUAAUGCUUUUUUUUGUUUUCUUUCUUCUCUGGUUUUCUGGGCUUCUGUGUUGUGUAAAGGAAUGGCUACUCUGUUUAGAGCGGCAACAUGACCAAGUCACCAUAAAUCUUUUUCAAAACAAAAUGAAGGUUCAACGUUAUUUUGCCUUGACCUCUCAAAAAGCCGAGAGAAACUUUUCCGUGUGUUUCAGUUCAGACUGCGGUUUCUGUGCAAUGAUAGUUCCCUAGACACAAAUAACAUUUCUUUUAAUCCAGUUUAACAUCUUAAACUCGUUACAGCAUGUGCAGUGCACUUUGUGGUUGUUGUGCACAAGCACAUUUUAUAUAUUUAACCAAUGAGAAAGCGCAACUCCCAAUGAGUAGCAGAGAAUGUGAACAGACCGACUUGAAUGAAAUAUAGAGGCUAAAUCAGAAGCUGCUGGCAGUGACACGCUCUCCCCGAAAACAACGCCCUCUGGGCAUCGAUUUCUCCACUCUGUUAAUGCCUCCCUGCGCCACAGCUCCACUCCCACACAAAAACAUGCCGCUCUCCACAGAAAGCUGGCAUUAACCUUUUCCUUGGUGUAUUUAAUAUUUGUUCUGAUUAGGAUAAUUUGCCUUCAUUUAAAAAAAAAAAAAAAGAUCUUGAUUUAUAGUGAAAAGUGAGCGAGAGAGACUUUUUGAAUGUUUGAAUGUCUGUGGUGGGUUAAGUUCUUGCAGAAGCAUUUAUGACAAUGGUGGGUUUUAAAUGGGAGCAGCUAAUAUAAGGAGAUUGUGCUUUGCAAAGCUGGAUCUUUGUAUGGAGAGAAUAAAGAUAAGAAAUGUUAAACCACUGGCUGCAAUUUCACAGGAUUCUAAAUAAGCUCUUACAUUGUUUUAAAAAAAAAAGCUUGACAAAAUGCCCCACAAUAUUACAAGUGUUUAGUUCAACGUGCAUGUAGCACAGUGAAAACAAACACAAAGCUUUUUUAGAAGCUUUGUGGGAAAAUGCCAGCCGUCCAGGAUAAACUGAGUUGGGAGUGGGUGGCAGAGCAGGCAGUUUUAGCAUCACUGUACGAUUGUGUUGCCACCUGGUGUGUAAAUACAGUACUACAGUUAAAAAAAAAUUCUAUGAUUUCAAAUUAGGCACUUGAGGAUGGGGCUUUAUCAUAUUAGCAGUCCACACAUGGGGUGUCCUUUGCUACAAGAAGGUACUUAGACACUGGCCAGCAAUAAGCUUGGUGAAUCAGCUUUAGUGUGCUGCACAUGAGGUGCAGUUGAAAUUUUGUGAAAAACAGUUGCCUCUUUUCUUUCAUUCUUUCUACUUUGUUUUGCUCUUUGUUGUAUUUUUAUGUUGUCUGUUCACAUUGUUUACUUUCAUUUCACUUAAUUUAUUUCCUAAUAAUGAUAAUAAGAAUAAAAUGAGGUGUUACCAAAAUGUGUUUUGCAAUUUGUACAAGUUUGUUUGAAAGUCUUUAAAUUCAAUAAAAUGGAUGGAACCUAAA
Neolamprologus brichardi is the source of this 2788-nucleotide messenger RNA. Its product is annotated as serine/threonine-protein phosphatase PP1-beta catalytic subunit. Gene Ontology annotation, molecular function: protein serine/threonine phosphatase activity. Lineage: Eukaryota; Metazoa; Chordata; Actinopteri; Cichliformes; Cichlidae. The record is from RefSeq and is a predicted model, not a curated record. Gene Ontology annotation, cellular component: nucleus; cytoplasm.